AUGAGUGGAAGUGGAAUUAAUGUGGAAGAAAAUCUUAAUAGGUUGGAUGAAUUUCAUAUUUCUGCUCAUUUACAUGUUAAGCCGGCACGUGUCUUGACUCCACAUGGCACGCUGGUCGAUGUUUUCUCUGUAGACGAAGCAGAUCCGAGUAUGGAGAUUAGGAGGCAGAUGCUGGAGCCGUAUCUAAGAAGAGCCGGCUUCUAUUAUGCAUCUCUGAUAAAGCGUUUUGAGUACGACAACCCAAUGAUUAGCGCUCUUGUGGAGAGAUGGCGUCCUGAGACCCAUAAAUUCCACCUCCCAUGGGGUGAGUGUACUAUGGGAUUACCAAUCGACGGUGAACCGGUCAGCGGCACUUUGAGGUCAUGGAGUAAGUUCCACCAGAGAGAUAUUUGGCAAUGGUGUGAGGAACUCCUUGGAGAAGUUCCUGACGGACAUGUUGGGACCACGAAGUAUAACAUAAAACUGAAGUGGCUCAGGAGUAGACUGCAACAGAUGCCUCUUGACUCUCCCAAGGAGGCCCUCGUACGGUAUGCACGUUGUUAUAUUAUGUAUUUAUUGGGUGGCGUUCUACUUCCUGACAAAGCGAACAACACGGUUCACGUUCGUUAUCUUCCUCUCCUGCCAAACUAUGAAGCCAUUAGUACAUAUAGUUGGGGUAGUGCCGUGCUCUGUUGGUUGUAUAGAGGCAUGUGCCUAGCGACUGAUUAUAACAUCGAGGGAAUGUCUGGUUGUCAUACACUGUUGAUGUCUUGGAUAUACUUCAGGCUUCCUUUCUGGGCACCGGACGUGACGAGCCCAUACACGUUUCCGUUAGCUACAACGUGGGCAGGCAAGAGAGGAAAGAAUGACUACGCCGAGCAACGCUUACAAAGGCACCGGCUUAGGUUGGACAAUUUGAAGGUGGAUGAGUUUGUGUGGAUGCCGUACAGGGAAGCACGUAUUUUGUCGAGGGUGCCUGGGGAUUUUCUUGGUGCUCCGCAUGGGAAUUUCUAUACAGCUGUCGUGCCACUUAUUCUGUUCCGCUGGAUCGAGAUUGUUAACAUCGAUAGAGCCAUGCGGCAAUUUGGCGACAAACAAGGUCCACCGAACCCUCCAUUAAACAUAGACACCUUCCAUCGCCAGUCGGAUCGCAACGACGAUGGAUGGUGGCCCAUCCGCCUGCAGACAUGGUUUGAAGUAUGGGCAAACAGACGGACUGUAUCAUAUCGGCUAGAGAUUGAUAGGGCAGAUACCUUGCAUCCCAGUCAUGAUUAUUACAGGUGGUAUUGCUCGAGAACAAAGGUUUCUUUCACCCCCGGAGGCCUUCCAUAA
Messenger RNA from Arachis duranensis, 1311 nucleotides. RefSeq names its product protein MAIN-LIKE 1-like. Gene Ontology annotation, biological process: meristem maintenance; meristem development. The transcript has 4 exons. NCBI's taxonomy places the organism in Eukaryota, Viridiplantae, Streptophyta, Magnoliopsida, Fabales, Fabaceae. The record is from RefSeq and is a predicted model, not a curated record. Bases 1 to 1311 code for a protein of 436 amino acids.